AGAACAGCCUGUCUUAAAAAGAUCUGAAGUACAAUAUAAUUAUAGAAUCCAUCAAAAUGAAAACUUGAGUCACAGACCCGGGAAGGUAGUUGCUCAACACGCCCACUCCCCAACACUUCCACAUCUCAGUGUAUAUAACAGCUGACUCCAGCACAGAAACUCAGAAGCAUCCAACGAGCAAGUAUGAGGUCAUACAGUCUGUGCAUCAUAACAAGCCUGGCUCUCACAGUUUACUGUGCUCCAGCAUCACCAACAUCACCAGCACCACUCACUGCCCAGGAUGAAAGUUUAGCAGAGAGCUACCUGAAGAACUUCUUCAACCUCACAGAGGAGAGGGGUCCAAAUGCCAGACGGGGGAUCAGUCCGGUGGCCAGGAAGCUGACUGAAAUGCAGCGAUUCUUUGGCCUCCAGAUAACUGGGUCCCUUGAUGCAGACACGGUAACAUUGAUGAAGAAGUCCCGCUGUGGCGUCCCAGAUGGAAACAUUGCACAAUUCUCCACCUUUGGAGGCAGCCCUAAGUGGGGAAAAAACAGCCUCACCUACAGGAUCGAGAACCACACACCUGAUAUGUCCGUGGCAGAGAUCGAUGACUCCAUAGAGAAAGCUCUGCAGGUUUGGGCCAAAGUCACUCCUCUGAGAUUUACAAGAAUCCACAGGGGCACCGCUGACAUCAUGAUCUCCUUUGGCAGCAGAUCACAUGGAGAUUAUUACCCCUUUGAUGGCCCUGAUGGCACUCUGGCCCACGCCUUCGCCCCCUCCCAAGGCAUUGGAGGAGAUGCUCACUUUGAUGACGAUGAGACCUUCACUUUCCGCUCGAACAGAGGUUAUGUCCUCUUUAUGGUGGCUGCCCAUGAGUUUGGUCACUCCCUUGGUCUGUCUCACUCUGAUGAUCCUGGCGCUCUCAUGUACCCUGUGUACACAUACAGAAACCCUGACACCUUUGUGCUGCCCCGUGACGACAUUAAUGGAAUCCAGACUCUCUAUGGUUCAAACCCUGACCCUAAGGAUCCUGCUCGCCCUGAACCAGAGGCCCCCACUACCCCUGAUUCCUGUGACUCAACCAUGGUUUUGGACGCUGUAACCACCCUGCGAGGAGAGAUGCUCUUCUUCAAGGACAGCUUCUUCUGGCGCAGCCAACCCCAGAGCUACACACCGACACAAAGUCUCAUCACAGGCUUCUGGCCCAACGCUCCAGUCAACAUCGAUGCUGCUUACGAAAGCCGGCAGUCAGACAAAAUCUUCCUCUUUAAAGGCCGCAGGGUGUGGGCUUUCGCUGGCUAUACUCCCGUUCGUGGUUAUCCUAAAAGACUGUCCACUUUUGGUCUCCCAAGAGGUGUGCGGAAAAUCGAUGCAGCCCUGUACGACGCUGACUCUAGCAAGACUCUGUUCUUUGUGGGCAACAAUUACUACAGUUACGAUGAGGCCAGACGGACCAUGGACCGCGGCUUCCCCAAGCGGGUGGAUGAGACCUUCAGCGGCUUUGACAGGAAGGUGACCGCAGCUUUCCAGUACAGAGGUUUCACAUACAUCUACAGUGGACCCUACAUGUUUGAGUACGACCUGAGGAGUGGCAGGUUGUUCCGCGUGCUGAGGAACGGCUACUUCCUACGCUGCAAUAAUUACUAGACCACUUUUCUGCUGUAGAAACGUUGUCUAUGUCACCACUUUUGAUUAGAAUGAAUGUACACUCACAGUGUUGAAAUGAUAUGCUUUAAAUGUUUUAUUUUUCAAAUAUGUUUUGUAAUAUUUAUUUGUAUCAUUUCUAAUUAGAGUUUUAAAGAAAC
Molecule: messenger RNA, 1784 nt
Organism: Notolabrus celidotus (New Zealand spotty)
Lineage: Eukaryota; Metazoa; Chordata; Actinopteri; Labriformes; Labridae
Product: collagenase 3-like
Exons: 11
Coding region: 184-1626 (480 amino acids)
Biological process (GO): extracellular matrix organization; collagen catabolic process; proteolysis
Cellular component (GO): extracellular matrix
Molecular function (GO): metalloendopeptidase activity; zinc ion binding
Source: RefSeq, a predicted model, not a curated record